CUCGACCUAUGACGUCAAACCUCUGCGCCGACCACGUGGGAAGGUUUUUUUUGCCGAGGUAGCAAAACAUCCGCAGUGCCGCUCGCUGGUCUGGCAGCGAGUAUGAAAACAACUUUAUUUUCUUCAUUUCUGGCGUGAAACAAUCUGAAAAAGGGCCCUCAGCGGUUUCGCUCCCACAGUCACUUUUUCCAGAACAUGCCUCACGACCCCGACCCUCCUCCGGCUAAAAGAUUCAAGCCGGGAUCCGUGUUUUUCCGCCUCGAUAAGAACAAGCCUGGAAUGCUGCUGCCUAGAAAGGGAAAUGCGAGCACUCCGAUAGACGUCCAGAGGAAGCAGCUUCCCAUCUAUCAAGCGAAGCCUCAGCUCCUGAGCCAGCUGAGGCAGCUGCACGGUGCUGUCCUCAUAGGUGAGACCGGCUCUGGGAAGACCACUCAGAUCCCUCAGUAUCUGUACGAGGCUGGCAUCGGCCGGCUGGGCAUGAUCGCUAUCACUCAGCCCCGAAGAGUUGCUGCCAUCUCACUGGCAGGAAGGGUGGCAGAGGAGAAGAGGACUCAGCUGGGGAAGCUGGUUGGCUACACGGUGCGUUUCGAGGAUGUCACCUCCCCUGAGACAAAGCUGAAGUUCAUGACUGAUGGUAUGCUCCUGCGCGAGGCCAUCGGAGACCCCCUGCUGCUGCGCUACACUGUGGUGGUCCUGGAUGAAGCUCAUGAGCGCACUGUGCACACCGACGUGCUCUUUGGUGUGGUUAAGACGGCUCAGCGCAGGCGCAAGGAGCUUAACAAGAUUCCCUUGAAGGUCAUAGUGAUGUCGGCCACGAUGGAUGUGGAUCUGUUCUCCGAGUACUUCAACAAGUCCCCCGUGUUGUACUUGGAAGGCAGGCAGCACCCCAUUCAGAUCUACUACACCAAACAGCCACAGUCAGACUACCUGCAGGCUGCUCUGGUCUCCAUCUUCCAGAUCCAUCAGGAGGCUCCUUCAUCACACGACAUCUUAGUCUUCAUGACGGGCCAGGAGGAGAUUGAGGCACUGGCGAGGACGUGUCGGGACAUUGCCAAGCAUCUGCCUGACGGCUGUGGCCCGAUGGUAGUUAUCCCACUAUAUGCAUCUCUGCCCCCAACACAGCAGCUCAGGGUCUUCCUGCCAGCUCCAAAGGGCUGCAGGAAAGUCAUUCUCUCCACAAACAUCGCCGAGACAUCAGUUACAAUCUCUGGGAUCAAAUACGUCAUAGACACGGGGAUGGUGAAGGCCAAACGUUUCAAUCCAGACAGCGGCCUGGAGGUGUUGGCGGUGCAGCGUGUUUCCAAAGCGCAGGCGUGGCAGCGAGCAGGCCGGGCUGGCAGGGAGGACUCUGGCUUCUGCUAUCGUCUUUACACUGAGCAGGAAUUUGACAACCUCGUCCCCACGACUGUUCCUGAGAUUCAGAGGUGUAACUUGGCAGGUGUGAUGCUGCAGCUCAUGGCUCUGGGGAUUCCAGACGUGACAAACUUUGAUUUCAUGUCCAAACCUUCUCCAGAGGCCAUCCGUUCUGCUGUGGAUCAUUUGGAGCUGUUGGGAGCUGUGGAGAAGAAGGACGGGCAGGUGUUCCUCACCACUCUGGGAAAGAAGAUGGCGAGCUUCCCUCUGGAGCCCAGAUAUGCCAAAACCAUCCUGCUGUCCCCGGACUACUCGUGUUCUGAGGAGAUUUUGAGCAUCGUGUCGCUGCUGUCUGUGGACACCGUGCUGUACAACCCUCCGGCCCGGCGGGACGAGGUGCUUGCAGUGCGCAAGAAGUUCAUGUCCAGUGAAGGAGACCACAUGACGCUGCUAAACAUUUACAGAGCGUUCAAGAAAGUCAGUGGCAACAAGGAGUGGUGUCGGGAGAACUUUGUCAACAGCAGGAACAUGGGCCUCGUGAAAGACGUCCAGGCACAACUUAAAGAAAUCUGCCUUAAGCUGAACCUGAAACUGGAAUCAUGUGGAGCAGACACGGCGAGCGUUCGCCGCUGCCUUGCCCACGGGAUGUUUGUCAACGCUGCAGAGCUGCAGCCCGACGGCAGCUACUUGGCUCUAGACACCCACCAGCCCGUGGCCAUCCACCCGUCCUCCGUCCUUUUCCAGGCCAAGCCAGCGUACGUGGUCUUCAACGAGCUGCUGCACACCUCCCGCUGCUACAUGAGAGACCUCUGUUUGGUCGACGCCGACUGGCUGCUGGAUGCAGCGCCCGAGUACUUUGGCCGCAAGCUCCACCUCAACAAGAGCUAACCAACAAAGAAACGGGCCUCCUGCCACAAAGACUCUUAUUGCAAGUUGGUGCAGAACGUUCGCUGUGUCGUAAACUACUCUGGAUUUCACUACCUCCCAGUUGACAAGCAUUGGGCAUGUGUCACUGAAGCAGAAGUCUGCAUAUCGAAGCUUGACUUCCUCCGGACUGUCAUUCCAAUUUUAUGAGCUGUAAUUUCUUCUUCUCGUCAUUUAGCCACACGGUUGGCCUGAAAAGCCAGUUUGCUUUGAAGUGUCUUGCUUUGAUUCUUUCAGUAGUUGCAUGCAGUUACACAGCACAGGUAACCUCAAAGGAGCACAGCACGGGGCUGUUCUCCACCAUGUUCUUCUUCAUUGCUACCAAAUAGCCAUGGAAACGCUACAGCAGACAGAUCAGUGGCUGCUCUACUCUGAAGGAUGAGUUUUUCAGGAGCUAAGAAAAGCACUCUGAUUGUUUGGGGUCUACAUGAAGUGGUCUUACAGGGGUUUCUUUAUGCAGUCAAAGUAGAUUUGUUUCAGUCUACUGUCAGCUGUUCCCUUAUUCACAACAUGAAAAACAAACGCAGCGUGUCACACUGACAUGGUUUCACUUACACAGCCUUGUUAGCUCGUGCAUGCUCUUCUUCCCAUCUGCAGUCGUGUCACCGUCCAGCAUGCCUUCCUCUCCAGGUUCUGCUCGUUGCUGUUGGUCGUGCAGAUGCCCACGCAGUCACCACACGUACGUGCAGACGCGUGCAGCGCGUGGAGAAUCUUUUCAGCGAUCCGAUCGCUCGGCUCCGUCACGCUUCGUAGAAUGUAAAUGACGGCGUGUUGAUGAACAGGACGGAGUGUCUUUUUUUUUACACGUUGGACUCAGGAUUGUAAAAUAUAACCUGAAUAAAAUAUACAGUUUCUAACUUUGUAGUCAAACGCUGAAUGCUUUAGAGAAUUAUCAAAAGAUCUGAUCUGCAUGAAGUUUAUUGGAACGAAUGCACGCCUGCCGGGGCUCCUCUCUGCGUGGAUCAUCUGAUCCUAAUACAUGUUUGUUACAUAUUCUAAUAAAAACGAAUCCACCUGACUCGGCACACGUCAGUCAGGUUCUAACAUGUGUUUAGUGUUGUUGUGUUAUGGCCAUAGUAUGGUUUAAGCACUGUGCGGAAGUCUUGAGCCACCUCGUUUUUAAAAACAUUUUGCUUCCAAGCAGACGACCUAAGUGCUUUUGAGCAAUAGUUCUCCAGGCUAAGCUCUCCGUUGGAUGCUGGAUGCUUUUUCACUCAUUUUCAGUUCUGACCAUUUUCAAAGGAACGUUUUGGGUUUUUUUAAAUUAUUAUUCAAGUCUCUUAAACAGCCAACACUUUGCAUAACUUUGAGGAAGAAGCCAGUGUUGUCUCCACAUACAACCUGUCAUAUCUUUAGACGCUGUGUUACUAUAUCAUUCGCUCCCAUUUCUUUAUUUGAAUCAACAGAAAAUGCCAAAGAUGACAUUUCCUCCAGGGGCUCGUGUUAUGAUGGAGUUAUGAUUUUGACCCACCAUGCAAUACUAUCAGAAGAGUAGUGUGUUUGUUUUUUUUAGCAUAUUGGUCACAAACACUCUGCCAAUGCAGUAAAAGUAGACCUGGAUAGAAAAGCACGCAACAGCGCACCAUCAGUCGUGGCCUGACGUCUCCAUCGCUGAAGCAGUGAAGCAGCCGACAUGCAAAGAAGAGCUUUGAAUGUCCGUUAAGAAGCCCGGAUGACUCUUCCUGAAGACUACUCAAAGAAAUGGCAAGACUUGUCUAAGAGAGUUUAGGCUGUGAUGAAGAAUAAAGUGUUCAUACCAAAUAUUUGGACUUUCAAGCUCAUUAGAAGUGCACAAACUUAUGUUUCUUUAUGUUUCAAUGGACUUAUUUCCCAUUGUAGUAGCAAAACAGAAAUGAGAAGCGUCUCAAGACUGUGUUCAUUGAGUCACUUCAGGUACACAGGAUCUCCCUGCUGCCGUUCAAAGACAGGUUCACAGACGCUGUCUGCGGGCUGUUGAAACACUGGAAAGCAGCUCCAUCUGCUGGCGGGAGGGAUUCACAUGAUGCACCUGAUCAGCGAAGUGUCUGUUUUACUUUGGCUGAUGCACCCCCGUCCUUAGGAACCUCAGUCGAUCAUGUAUGCACACACACUGAAACGGGAAAUUCCUACAAAUGCACUACGGUAAACCAAUCGAAAUAAACCCCCACAAGCUUUUCAGUA
This is a messenger RNA of Haplochromis burtoni (Burton's mouthbrooder), 4437 nucleotides long. It is a transcript of the gene dhx33, whose product is annotated as DEAH (Asp-Glu-Ala-His) box polypeptide 33. Bases 196 to 2241 code for a protein of 681 amino acids. The transcript has 12 exons. Lineage: Eukaryota; Metazoa; Chordata; Actinopteri; Cichliformes; Cichlidae. Gene Ontology annotation, biological process: positive regulation of transcription by RNA polymerase I. The record is from RefSeq and is a predicted model, not a curated record. Gene Ontology annotation, molecular function: RNA binding. Gene Ontology annotation, cellular component: nucleolus; intracellular anatomical structure.